This is a messenger RNA of Loa loa (African eye worm), 203 nucleotides long. RefSeq lists its product as hypothetical. The annotation marks the transcript as partial. The transcript has a single exon. NCBI's taxonomy places the organism in Eukaryota, Metazoa, Nematoda, Chromadorea, Rhabditida, Onchocercidae. The record is from RefSeq and is a predicted model, not a curated record.
GAUAUCAAUCACAAGAAAUCAAGUACCAAAGGAAAUUACAAGCACUACCCCUCCAACUCGCCCGACCACACCCAACAGUUUGCACGGAUCCUCCGAGACUUGCAGAAAUGCCCACUUUCACAAUAGGCCGUGAAACUACGACUUGUCUUGCAAUGCAAAACUUCUUGGGCCAUCAAUUUGUGACUUUAAUAGCUGCUCAUUGA